Messenger RNA from Teleopsis dalmanni, 5486 nucleotides. It is a transcript of the gene Hasp, whose product is annotated as protein lev-9. Gene Ontology annotation, cellular component: extracellular region. NCBI's taxonomy places the organism in Eukaryota, Metazoa, Arthropoda, Insecta, Diptera, Diopsidae. The record is from RefSeq and is a predicted model, not a curated record. Bases 315 to 5288 code for a protein of 1657 amino acids. Gene Ontology annotation, molecular function: peptidase inhibitor activity. The transcript is spliced from 17 exons.
AGUGCAGUCAAAAUUUAAAGUAUUCGAAACGGAAAGCUUAGCUUUCAACUUUGCAGCUAUUUUUGCUGAAACAUUUACUUCAUUUAAUUAAUUAAAAUUAAAAAUAAUUUGCUUUAAAAUGUAAAAGAAAACAAAAAUAUACUUGAGGCGAAAAACUAACAAAUUUCGACACGAAAGUAGCUAUUGAAGCAGCGCAAGGAUAAUAAAUUCACAGCAACAAAAAAUUAAAUAAAACAUAACAAUUACCGAAAAAUAAUACAAAAAAAGUUAAAAGAAUCCUUAACGCUAAGUGAAGUGGCAACAAAACAAAGAACAUGAAUAGGGUCCUGGUCCAUUGUUUGUUAGCGACGAUACUCAUUUAUAAAGUUAUUUCAGUGCCAACACAAACAGAAGUUCCUAAGGAAGAAGAAGAUGAUGACUGGGAAGAUGAUGAUGAAUCAUCAGAAGCUGACGAUGAUGGUCGUGUUUAUAAAAAUCCUCGCAACUCUCCGUCGACUGACUGUCCAAGAGAUGAAGAGCAGGCAACAUUGCUAGGACAAAAAUGUCUUAGAAAGUGUUCCUCUGAUGAAGAUUGUAAAAGUAAGAAGAAGAAAUGCUUAUGCGAUGGUGUAUGCGGUAUGUCCUGCAUUAAACCAGAUCGCGAAUGCCCUGAAUUGGCCCAGCCAACAUUGGGUUUGGUUUCUGUUGCUGGUCGACACUUUGGUGCACGCGCUUCUUAUUCAUGUCCACAUGGUUUUCAUGUUGUCGGUCUACAAAAUCGUAUAUGUUUGGCAGAUGGUAAUUGGGCAGGUGCUGAGCCAGCGUGCAAGCAAAAUAUUUAUUGCUUGAAGCCUCCACUAAUUGAUCACGCACGUCACUCUGCCCUACCAGAACAGGAGACAUUCGAUUUGGACUCCACUGUACAAUAUCACUGUCAUACUGGAUAUGUGACAAAUGGCUUUCCACGAGCUAAGUGCUUGGCAAUUGAUGGUCAAGCGAGUUGGUAUGGACCUGAUAUACAAUGUGAACCUCGAUCGUGUGGACUACCACCAGAUCCCGCAUAUGGUUGGCAUGCCGGUGAGUGCUACACUUAUGGCUGCAAAAUCACCUACAAUUGUGGUACAGGUUAUGAGUUGGUUGGCAAACAUGAACGGUAUUGUCAGUCCGAUGGCUCGUGGGUACCAAAGGAGUUGCCAACGUGUGUCUUGGUUACAUCUGUAGUAUGUCCAACUCCGGAAAAUCCCAAAAAUGGUAAAGCGACAUACACUACGCUGGCUUAUAAUUCAGUCGUUAGUUAUGAAUGUCGCUACGGUUAUACACUGGUAGGUGAAAGUUCUAGUAGGUGUGGUGCCGAUCGUCGCUGGAGUGGUACACUACCAAUAUGUAAAGAAAUUAAUUGUGGACACCCUGGUGUACUAUUUAAUGGGUGGAUUGAAAAUAUCGAAGCGGGUACUGGUCUUGGUGCAAGUAUUAUAUUUCGUUGUCAGCCAGAAAUGUUAAUACAAGGUCAUUCUUCAAGUGUUUGUCAAAUUGAUGGACGUUGGCGAAAUGCAUUACCUGAAUGUCUGGCACCAUGUGUGGUACCAACAAUUAGUCAGGGUUAUGUUAUACCUAUUGAAAUAGUAACAGAUGAAAAUGGUACAGUAAUUAUAACACCAACAUCUACACAAACGCCUAACACAUCAUCAGGUGUAGAUAAAGUAAAGCAUGGCACUGCCUUAGAAGUAAAAUGUGAAGAAAAUUAUGAAUUUCCGGUUUCAUUAUUAAGUCCGCCAACUUGUAAUAAUGGUACAUGGAGUAUAAUACCACGCUGUGUACCAGCACGUUGUAAAAGUAUGCCAAAACCGCCAAAACAUGGCAUGGUUUUGGCACCCAAAACAGAACAUGGCAUGAAAGCAAGAUUUAAAUGUAAGGAUGGCUUUAAGCUUAUAAGUCCCGAAGGAAGAGACAUUACUGAUCCGAAUGAAUAUGUAUUAACUUGUUCAUUUGGCAAUUGGACGGGAGAAACACCACAAUGUCAAGAAGUUUUUUGCUCUUUUCCUGGGUACAUACCACAUGGUAAAGUGUUACUGGUUGGCAACAUGGGUCUCUACGAUUACAGACCCUAUGUAAAGAAGAUUGUUAAUAAUAAACAAAUUAUGUACGAUUGUGAUAAAGGUUAUGUGUUGGAAGUUGGACCACCAGGCGCAACGUGUGUUGGUGGUAAGUGGAGGCCAUUGGAACUACCACAGUGUCUUUUAGGGCAACAUCCGCGUUUGAGAUGGAACCGUAAGAGACGUUCAAUUCAAAUGAGGUACCUGCGCUCUCUGUAUUUGUUGCGAAAUAAACGAAUUCUUCAGAGCAAACUAGAAGAAUACGCAAAGUAUACUGAUCCAGCGAGGCAAAUUUCACAAAUCAAAGCUGAUAGUACCACAAAAGAUGAUUGGAAGCGGAGAGUAAAGAGAAAUCCUAUCGAAUUAAACCAAGCAUAUUCCAAGUAUUAUCAAAAAAUUAAACAGAAAUAUCAAAACUAUGUUAAAAACCUUUUGGGUUAUAAUAGAUUACUUAACUCGGCAGAUUUUCGUAAUAAAGCCGACAAAAUUGAGAUGCCAGAUGAUCCUUGGUCCAGCUCGUAUAACAAUCCAGAUAUAUUGACACGUUUUAAGGCACCACAUAAAGCACGUAUUCUACCUAGUGAUUAUUCUAGUAUCGAUUUUGAUGAACAACAUGGACAUAAAACCUUUGCUUAUUUACCACAAAAAGGUGUUUUCGGUGGUAGAAUUUUAAUGCCUGAUAAAAGUAUGAACUCUCGUUUUAAGGCCGACAAAAAGAUAAAUGUUACAGAUAGUCAAAUUUUCGAUAAUAAUUCUUACGAUUUCUUUUUAAAUAAUUUACAAAAUUCCAAAAAGCUACCUAUCCAAAACAAUGAUAAUGAAACGCUGAUCGAUCAAUUGAAAUCCCAAAUUGUAAAACGGCGACGUAAACGUAGCAACAAUUCCGGCGAUGACGAUGGCGCAGAGCAAGGAGAAUAUGAAAAAGGUCGCAAGCGCUUACGUGGUCCAUGUGAAGACCUCGAUUGGGACUCAUUUGCUAAUAUAAGUACUAUUAGACCUGGUAAGGCACCCGGCCGUAAUAGUGUGGGAAUAAUACUCGCUUUAGAAUGUAACGCAGGAUUUAAACUUAAUAUUAAGGGAGAUAAUGCAACUGCAAGAUGCAUACGUGGCAUUUGGAAACCAGAAACUCCAAAAUGUCAAUCAGCACCGUGCCUAGUACCUGCCGUCGAACACGGCAAAUAUUACAAGGUCGAACCGCAUACUAAACAGCUAACCGAUAAGCCAUCUUUGACGCCACUUUCCACCUAUGAAGAAAUACAAUCGAAUGAGUUUAUAACGCUCGAAUGCGAAGACGGCUACAAUAUACAAGGUUCUGCUCAAUUGAGAUGUGCACAUGGCAGUUGGUCUGUAAAUGCAUUCUCUGAAUGUAUAUCGAUACCCUGUACGUUGCCAACAAUAAAUGGUGUAAUAUAUGAGGGUGGUUAUCGCUCUGGCUUGACAAUUGGACAUGGCAGCUCUGUAAACGUACAUUGUGAUCAUUCAACUAAUACAAUGCCUAUAGAAAUGUCAUGUAAUAAGGGUAUUCUAAGUCCACAGACGAUCCACUGCGAAACUGGUUCACGUAAAUCACGUGAAGAAUUUCUAUUGGAAAGUGAGUUAGUGUCGAAUGAAAAAACUCAUAGAGAAUCGACUGUAUUAACAUUGCCAGGCAAAGCAGAUUCUUCUGAUUUGGAUGAGUCAACAAAUUCAACAGAUGAACUACAAAAUGUUACGGAAGAAGCGAAGAUGUGUGGUCCUCCGAGUAUAUCUGAUGGUGCUCUUGUAUACAGAAAUGGUGAUAGCGACGCCGAGGGUAUUUAUGAAAGUGGUACCGAGAUUUAUUUCAAUUGUAUUCCAAGCGCUGCCGGUGAAAGAAAUACUUGGAAAAUUAUAUGCGAAAACGGACAAUGGAUUGGCCGAUCUUAUAAUUGUGCGAAUGGUACAUGUUUGUUCAAAAACAAUGAGCCAAAUGUUGUCAGUUUCUACAACGAUUUAGAGAUUCGCGAAGACAGUGUCGAAUUUCCACCCGGUGCAACUAUAAUAUCAAGAUGUACCGAUAUAGGAAAAUUUGCAUUAGUCGGUAGUAAUGAACGCACAUGUAUACAUUCUGAAUGGACAGGCACUAAACCAGCAUGUUUUGGCUUAAAUCAAGAAAACGAUUAUGCAAUGGAAAAAGCUCCAACAAUUUUAUUCCGCCAUCAGAAUGGUCCCAUAGCACAGAGUAAUGAUGGUAAGCUAAUAGUAUAUCCUGGUACGACAUUGCAUAUGGAAUGCCUAUGGAUGCGUAGAUUUGGUAAUCCAAAAUGGACAGUCAGUCAUACCUUCAGAAAUUAUACUGAAGGUUGGGUAACUGAAGCAGAUGAAGGUCGUGAUUCUACACUGGAAUAUCGAUUAAGCAUUACUAGUGCCGUUGAUGAAGAUUCUGGCACAUAUUCUUGCCAGACGCCGGCGCGACAUGAACAUGGUGUCGAAGUUGUAGUACGCGCUAUUAGUUGUCCCGAAAUUCCAAUACGUCGUGGCUUAAUUGUAAGCACAAAUGAUACAAAACUCAGUACACGUGUACUGCUUUCGUGCGCUAAUGGUAAUUCUUUAAUUGGUGCAUCAGAACUGUUUUGCUUGCCAAGUGGCAAUUGGAGUGCUCCAUUGCCAGUUUGUGAAAGUGUCGAAUGUGGUGAUAUACCUUUGCCCAAUAAUGUCAGUUCGCCACGUGUAGCUGUGUUAUCACGUGAAGUUGGUGGUAGAGCAGCAUUUUCUUGUGCAUCUGGUUACGGGUUGCGUGGCCCAACAGAAGCCAUAUGCUUGCCAUCUGGUGAGUGGGCGACGCCAUUUCCCACUUGUGUCGAGGUGCAAUGUGAAAAUCCUGGUGCACCACAAAACGGAUAUGCUCAGGGCUCGGCACCAUAUCGUGCUGGCGAUGUAGUACAAUUCAAUUGCAAUCCAGAAUAUAUGAUGCAAGGUCAACCAAUAAUUGCUUGUCAGGAUAAUGGUCGUUGGUCGGGUAUCUUGCCGAAAUGUGUUCAGGCCUGUUCGUAUCCGGGCACUGCAAUCAGUGGUCGUAUGUCCUCUGUCAAAUUUUAUUAUGCAAUUGGUGAAAGUAUAACUUUUACUUGCGAUGCCGGUCUCGAGUUACGCGGAUCCAAAAUGCUUAAAUGUAUGAAAAAUGGAAAAUGGUCCAAUGCAAUACCGACAUGUGUUUCUAUGGAUCAAGUCAAUAAACAUCUCGCAAAUAUGGGAUAAACAAAUUUAAAUCAAUUAACAAAAACAAUAAUUAAGUGAAUCAAUGCGCAAUUAUAACAAAUACAAUAUCUACGUGGUUAAUCGGAUCUUAUGUCUUCAACAUUUUAAUGAAAGUUACGAAAAUUUAAUUUAAUUUAAAUUAUUAAAAUGUAUUAUCUUAGCUCACAGUUAGGAUUUUCUAAGAUAUUAUAAAUUAAA